AUGAAAAGAUACCUGAGCGAAUACUAUCAGAUUCUUAAUGGAAGUCAUUGGGGAAAGCAAUACAUAUUGUGCGAGAAGGAUGUGUUAAUUGGUCGUCCUACAUGCUUUGCCCACAUUCAAAAAUUUUCGGAGCUCACAUUGGAAGAGUUUGUCUCCUGCCAGAACCAAUGGACCAAUAAUCGCAUGACAAGACAUCUAGCCGAUAUGUCAAUCAUAGAAUGGCAUCUCCUGUAUAUAUUCAUUUUAAAACUAAUGAUUCGAAAACAUAUUUUUUUAAAAAAAACCACUAAUCACGGUCUAUCAACUGAACAAAGGAAUCAAAUCAUGCUAGAUAGUGCCAAGAUUAACUUGCAAUUAGGGCUCAAGGUAUUCGGCAUAACUGAGUAUAUGCCACAAACUAUCUACCUAUUCGAGAAAGUGUUGGGAAUAUCCUUUACUAAUAAAGAGCUUUUGAAGAAUAAAGUGAGCAAAUCUGAGGAAUGUAUCAAACAUUUGGAAUCGAGAUAUGUUGAUAAAAAUAGCGCGAAAUGA
Molecule: messenger RNA, 531 nt
Organism: Gordionus sp. m RMFG-2023
Lineage: Eukaryota; Metazoa; Nematomorpha; Gordioida; Chordodea; Parachordodidae
Product: heparan-sulfate 6-O-sulfotransferase 2-like
Exons: 3
Coding region: 1-531 (176 amino acids)
Cellular component (GO): membrane
Molecular function (GO): heparan sulfate 6-sulfotransferase activity
Source: RefSeq, a predicted model, not a curated record